Cinara cedri is the source of this 8186-nucleotide messenger RNA. NCBI's taxonomy places the organism in Eukaryota, Metazoa, Arthropoda, Insecta, Hemiptera, Aphididae. The record is from the annotation of a GenBank genome assembly.
CAUUUCGAUAAUAUUAUAAAUUAUUUAUCUCUGUGUGUAUACCGUGUGUGCGUUUUUGUGUGUAUGUUGUUAACUCAUUGGUAUUAAUAAUUAUUGUAACAGUGUUAUAAAAUGGCGUUUUUUCCUCUCUGUCGGCGUUCAUGACAAAUGUCGCUGGAAAACUUAAAUCUGAAACGUUGCAGGUAUUGUUACGGAAUUCCGUCUGCGGUCUGUAGUUUUUGCGUGACGUUCUCCAUCGUUUUCGACCCGGUGCCUAAAAUAAUGCCGAACGUCUAAUGCAUUAUAUCUCAACAACGAGUAUCGGGCCAGUAAAAGAAAAACAAACUGAAUAAUACCAAAAGUAAAAACUAUAAAUUAUUAGUGAGUGGACGAUAUCCGUCGUUCUUAUCUAUGAACACUGCGCGUUUCGUGUUGUUGAUUUUAACCGUGUGUCGGCGUGUGUGUGCGUAGGAGUGGUGUGCCGCGCGCUUUAUUUAUUGUUGUUGUUUUUUUUUUUGCUUUACCAGAUUAUAGCACCUGCAUCCGAGUGUCAACUUUUGACGUUCUUCAACUUCGUUUAUCUACUAGUCGCAACUUUAGAGGGUACCUACGUGCUAUGGAAGAAAUCGAAGCAAACGUUUUACCUUGUAGUUCCCGCGAAAAGGAAGUUGUCUUGUUGGACAAGCCGAACAAUGCAAAAGAUUCAGCCGACGUGCAUAAAAUGGCCAUUGAGGAUUCGACAGACGUGCAUAAAAUGGUUGUCGAGGAUUCUUCAGAUGUAGACAAAAUGGACGUCGAGGAAUCAGCAGACAUGCAUGAAAUGGUCGAAGAUGAUUCAGCGCAUGAAAUGAUCAUCGAGGAUUCGGCAGAAGUGCACGAAGAGAUGGCGGGAGAUUCAGCUGUAUUAAACGAAGUGGUUGCGGAAAGUUCGACCGAAGUAAAUGAAGUGGUCAUGGAGGGUUUGGCUGAAGUAAACGAAAUGGUCACAGAGGGUUCAGCCGAAGUAAAUGAAGUUAUCGUAGAUGAUUCGACUGAAGUGCAUGAAGUGGUCAUGGAAGAUUCAGCUGAAGUGCUGCACGAACUGGUCGUGGACAAUAUCAAAGAGGUAUCUGGAAAUGAGUGCAUGAAUAAUAUUGGUGUUUUGGAAACGUCUGAUAAGGUUUCGUCACAGGUCAAUCAAGUCGUCAUUACUAAUGUCACAGUGAAACCAGAAAUGACUUAUAAUCUUGAAAAUCGUGUUGAAAAUACAUUAUGUGAUAAUGAUGGUGUUUUGAAUGACAGUAACAACUCUCAAUCAUCUGAUUUGGAUACUAAGUAUAUUGAUAUAAUGGAAGUGACUGAAGAAAUUGAUAAAGGAGAAUGUUCAGAAGAAUGUGUAUACAUAGACAACGAGCAGGAAAUUGAAUUUGAAGUUGUCGAGCAUGUGAAUAAAAGUAAUGAAAUUGAAGAUAUUGAUAGUAAUACUAACAUUAACAAUAUUAAUGAAUCAGUUGACAGAUCUGAAGAAUCAACAAAUAAUAGUGAUAAAGCUAAAGAAAAGGUUGGUUCAAUGACUGAAACUAAAAACCCAGAUGGUUCAAUAGUUUUAAAAAGAGAUAAAAUGACUGUUACAAUUCCUCAACAUAUUGCCGGACGUGACAUUUCAUCUUUGACCGAAGAAACACUUCCUCGUUCUGGAAAACGAAUGUUAAAGCCUAGGUUUGGCGUUAAAGUACCUUAUAUUCACAUGACUAGCCAGAUAGUCACUCAAGAUGAAAUUGCCAAAGAAUUAUUUGAACGGUUUCAACAGAAAUAUCCAAUAACUCGUGUUAAUGUUGUUGAUUCACAAGAAAAAGUUUAUGCAAUGAAAUUGUCUCACCAAAUAGCUAAGACAUUUUCACCUAAAUCUCUGCCUAAUUCUUCUGAUAAAAACUCUGAAAAAAAGAUAAAAACCAAUAAAGAAUUUAAAAAAAAAUCUGAGAAAAUUAAUAAUACUAAUAAAUCCAGAAAUAAAUCAUUGAAGACUACAUCUGUAGAAAAUAGUCCAAUCCAAAUUCAAAAUCUCGACAUUGAGUUUGCCAAUGAUAUAGAAAUUAAUGAUUCACAACACAUUGAUCAAAUAACCAAUACACUACAAAGUUUAGGUCAGUCUGCUGAUCAGCAUAUCAAGUCUGAAGAUAAGAAUGAUGAAAAAAUAUCUUCCAAUGAAGAAUUAAUUGCUAUUCUUGAAGAUUUUGAGAAUAUUGAAACUCUAGAACCAAAUAUUAACAAUGUUCCUGAAGUAAUCCCAAUUCCAAAACCAGUUGUGAAAAAGAAAAUGGUUCGAAGCACUACUAGAACAAAAAGGUCUAAACCAAAAAUGGAUCCAGAAAUAGAAAAACAAAUAGCUUUAAAACAGCUUCAAGAAGUAUCAAGACCCACACGGUUUGAUUCUCAUUAUAUUAAAAGAAAAGCAGAAAAUGAAAAAAAAUUAUCAAUGAAAAAUGAUCUCGGUUCUGUUCAAAAACGUAAGAAACCAACACCUGCUGAUGUACCUGAAGUUAAAAUAGCAAUUGAUCAUUUUAUUAAAUCAUAUACUGACAAACGUCAAUCUACUGUUGUUAAAUUGGAAGAUACCUCUAAUGAUGAAACUGUUGCUGAUAAUCUUGAAGUGGUACCACCUAAAUCUGAGAUUAAAACUAAUAGUCUUGCCAAAGCAAGAACUAUGAGAGAAAUAAAUCGCCUUUUAGGUGACGAGGGUGCAAUAAAUAUGAUUUAUUCCCUCGAAAAAAGACGAACACCAGGUAAUAAUAAUGAUAAAAAUGUUCUUCCAUCAACUCGACGCAAGAAAAAAGAUUUGAUGUUAAAAACUAAAUUAGUAAAGAAUGCUAUGCUUAAGAUGAGUUCUCCAACAGCUUCAUCUAUAACUAUUAACCGCCUUGGUAGACGAUCUGAUGUGUGCACUCCAACUAUUUCACCUGAGAAUCAGAACAUUUGUACGCGGAAAACUUCUAUAGACUCUCAAGAUUCUGACCAAUCUAUGAAAUGUCUGCAAAAUUUUCCUGGUAGAAACACCAUCCCUGCUGACGAAUCUAAAAUUAUAAGAAAACAUUCAACUAGUAGCGAAGCCUCUAGUGUUGGCGAAAGUAGUCCAAUACUUCCAGUUCCUGAUACUGAAUCUAUUAAUAACUUAAAUAAAAAAAUCACACCAGUAAAAACUUUAAGAGUAUACACUAGGAAAAAUAAAAAUUCUGGUGAUCUUAUAUUGAAUUCAAGUGAUCAAUCAUUUGAUGGAGUGAGUAAAGAAACAAAUAAAAGUUGUGUUAAACCCAAGAAUCUUGCCAGUCAAAAAAUUAAAAAACAAUCGGUACAAGGAUCAAAAUUAUCAAGUUAGUAAAAUGCUAUUAUAAAAAUAAUAGUUUCAAAAAUCUAAAUUAAAUCAAUGCAUUUUAUGUUAUUUUUUUUUAAUAGAAUCAUUAGCAGAAAGUGUUAAACAAGAAGUUGAAAAUAUUGUGUAUAAUGAAAUCACCAUAAGACAAUAUGAUGGAGUAGUGCAUAUUACAUUAACACCAGUAUCUACUUUCAUGAAAAAUGCUUUAAAUAUAUCUGUAAAUUAUAUUCAUUGAUUGUAGUUUUUAUUUUAAACUGAGACUUCAAAUAACUGUUAAAUUUGUUUUAGGUAAUGAAAGAACUGAUGAAAGAAUUACAUAAUUUAGAAACCGAUGAUACUUGUAAGGUAGUUUUAGUGUCUUCAGCUGGCAGAAUAUUUUGUCAAGGAUUAGAUAUAGCACCGCUGAUAAACGAUAAUCCAGAGAAAUGUAAAGAAGCUGCUGUUGAAAUUUCAUCAACUCUCAAGUAAUUUUAAUGUAUAUUUUUACAGUAUUCUCCUUGAAGCUAUAGAAGAUAUUGCCUAUACUUUGUUUUAUAUAAAUAAAUUUGUAUAUGAAUUUAAAAAUUUAGUUGGAUAUAAUAUGAUUUAUUUACACUGUCAUGUUCAUUUCUGACAUACAAAAUAACCCACUUUUGAAUAAUAGACAUUUUUUUAUUUAAUUAAAUAGUUAAACAGAAAAUUCACAUUUAACAACCUCUUAAGUAGAAUUAAUACUAAACAUGGUGAGGUCAAACUAUAUUUAUUUUCUCAUUAAUCAUUUAAUUUUUUUUAAAAUUGUAUAGUGUAGCAAUCCCCCUUCUCUUUCCCUUACCAUUAAUUACGGGUUUUCCAUAUAGGUGGUGUUGAAAAAUCAUUUGCUUUUCAAGGGGCAGUAAUUUUAAUAAGUUUAAGAAAUAUUAUUAUAGAUAACUAGAUUAAUCUAGAUUAAACUAGAUUAAUACAGCUGGCCAUUGACAACCUUAAACACAUUUUUUCUAUUAGUAAAUAUGACUAAAUAUUUGUAUUUCAUUGUUAUCAUAUAAGUAAAUUUACUAUUUAUCAACAAAUAAUAAAUAUACAAUGCAAUUGUUAUUAUUACAAAAUAUAUAAUGAAUUAUAAAUAACUUAAAUUAUAUUAAAUUCAAAUUGUGUUGAUUUCCAAAGUUUUAUGUUUAAAUUAUUUUAUCUAUAUGAUACAAUUAUAAAAUAUAACUUCUAUAAUAUACAUAUAUAUAUUUUGUUUUCCAUAGGAAUUUUAUUACAUGCCUAAGUAAUUUUCCUAAAUUACUUGUGGCUGGUGUAGAUGGAGCAGCUGUUGGUCUUGGUGCUACUAUGCUUGUUCAUUUUGAUUUGGUUUUUGCCAGUGAUAAAGCAACAUUUGAAACACCAUAUGUGCAACUCGGGCAUAUUGCCGAAGGUGCUGCUACAACUAUUUUGGGUAGACUUUUAGUUGCAGAGAUGAUUAUGGGGAGUCAGAGGUUAACCGCUGGACAAGCUCAUUAUUAUGGCUUGGUAACAAGAACACUUUGGCCUGAUCGAUUCCAUGACGAACUAAUACCAUUGGUUAAAGCAUUAGCUAGGCAAUCGUUACAGGUUGGUUUGGUGUAUUUUUUUUAAUUAUAUUUAUUUGUGUAUUAAUUAAUAUAUAUAUCCUACUACUAUAUUGUAAGUAUACAAAUUGUACAUAAAUUCUGAUUUAUUUAUUCUUACAUAUACUGGUUAGUAGUUUUUAUAAGUAUUUGAAUUGUUUGAAUGUUGUACUUCAUUAAAUAGAAAGUUUGUUGGUGUGCAUUCUGCUCUGUAUGAUGUUCCGUAAAAAAGCAUUUCAUAUGCAUUGCCCUCUUGUUUAUUUUUAUGUAAGCAUAAGUGACCAUGUGGACAAGUACAUUUUGUGUAUGUUGAGUAAUAGUCAGUUCUUAUAUGCCCACAAAAUUCGCCUGUGUUACAAUCCUCCAACUAAAAUUAUUAAAAAAAAUAAGUUUAAAAGUUUACAAUAAGCAUGAGAUAUUAAUUUACCUUUUUACAUUUGAAUGAAUCUUUGAUAUAACUGUUGUCUGCAAUUUCACCAUGUUUGUAUUUUUGUUGGUGUUCUGUUAAUAACCAAGUUGUAUGAUAUGGGCAAUUGCAAUGAACUUUAGCUUUAACAUGAACAGUGUUGUCUUCUUUAUUUGUUAAAAUUGUUAUAGAUUCACCAGAUGUCUUUGUACAAUCAGGAAGAUUGUUUAUUGGUUCACAAAACUAAAUAAAUAAAUUAAUACAUUUUUAUUUGGGUUAACUAUAUUUUGUGAUUCUUAUCCAUAUUCAUAUCUAAAACACCUUUAGUUGAGAACGGUUGUCCAAAGGCAUUGUAUGAUUGUCAUUAGUGCUCCACUUCCAUGGACAUUCUUCACGAUUUGGACAUUUACAUAAACGUUCAACUUGUUUUGGAAACCAAAAUCUAAGAUGUACAAUAUUGCAUACAGUAUACUGUUCACAGAUACCUAAAUCUCUCUCACUUUUUGCCUUUAAAAAAAAAUAAAAGAAGCAUAUUGUUAUUUUUUAAUUGAAAUUAACUGUAUAUACUAUAAAAAAUAUAAAAUUAGUUUACUUCUCCUGGAUAUAUAAACACAGCGUUGUCAGUUUUACUAGAUGUUACUGCUGUAAAUGAAUCUAUAUUUACAGCAAAUAUGCAGUGCACAUUGACUACACUUAUCAAAGUAUAAUAUACAAUACAAUUUAUCCACAUUAUCAUUUUCCAAAAUAGACUGUACUUUUUUAAAAUUAAUUUACCCUGAAAACAAUUGUGAUUAUUUGAUUUUGUAAUAGUUGAAUAUAUAUAGAUGAUUGCUUCUAAUUAUGUUUAGGCAAUCAAGACUACGAAAACUCUUCAAAAACAAGAUACCAAAGAUAAAUUGGCUAAAGCAUUAGAGUUAGAAACACAUAUUUUAGUACAACAAUGGACUGGCGACGAAUGUCAACAAAAUUUACAAAAAUACUUGAAAAAUACGGCUGACAACAUAAACACUUAACUACAUAUGUAUUUUUAUUUAGUAUUGAGUGUUCAUCAUGUAGUUUAAAAAAAAUAUUAUCUGUAUAAGGAAAAUAUAAUAAUAAUAUUAUUAUAGAUGAUGACCCACCACUAAAAAUAAUACUUGAUAGUAAAAUCAUACUUCUUGGAUCAAAAAAAAACAGUUGUUAAAAUUAUAGAGCAUAAAUUUAUAUUUUAAAAUAUAUUCUAUAUUAUUUAAAUUAUAUAGGAUUUUAAGUAAUUUUUAUAUUAUUUCUGGUAAGUAAUGAGUUUUUUUUAAAUUAUAACUAAAGAAUUGACUUUUAACAUAACAACAAUUAGUUAUUCAAUCAAUAAAGGGUCAUUUAAAAUAUUAAAGUUUAUUAUCACAUACAUUAUAAGUCUAGCUUUUUACUAAUAUUAGUAUUGUUAUUGGUAUUUUUUUUUAGCAAGCACUGACAAAUUUUUGUGGUCCCAUACAUACAUAUUUUUUAUAUUAUAAUUUACAAAAUUUUAAUUUUGGUACUCAUAUAUUAUUUAGGUGUGUUUAUUUAAAGUUUAAGUUUUAACUACUUUAGCAUAUAAUUUAUGUAAUUUUCCACACAUUUAUUUAUUGUUGUUAUCUGUUCUAUAAUACUAUAAUUUUUUAGAUUAUUAGUAUAAAUGUUUGAUGAAAAUUAACAGAAUAAAUAUUAAUAUUUGUAUAGAUUUACAUUAUUUAUUUGCUUUCAAAUCUCAUUAUAUUUUCAGAAUUCUAAAUUAUAUAAUGUUAUGGAAAACUAUGAGAUAUGCAAUUAAUGUUAAAAAUUUACUUUAACUACUGUUGAUUUUGUACCUUCUUAGUUGUAUGUUUAUUUAUGGACUGCACUGGACUAAUUUUUUUUUUAUAUAGAUUAUAUAAUAAUAACAUAGAAAAUUAAAUUGGAAUUGUUAUAUUAUGUUUAUUAGUUUUAUGAUAAUGAAUAUUCAAAACAUAUAAUUAAUUUAGUAUCAUUAUAAUAUAAUAGUCAUAUUGACUUAAUAGUACCUAAAAUAUACUAUAAAAUUGGUUAAUUUAAUUGAUUUAAAAAACCUUAUUUUUUUUUUUAAAAUAACAAUAAAAUGUAUAAUUGCAUUUUUGAGACUAAUAUAAACAUAUUUGAAUGAUUUUUCUUUUUUAAUUAGAUUUAUUUCAUUUUUAGUAUAAUAUAAAUAUUAAAUCAUUAAAAUAAAAAUGGGUCGGAUUUAUGUUUAGUAUAUUAUAGAAUUUAUAAUUUUGUUAAAAUAUAAAAAAAAAUGUGUUAUAAAUAAUAUUUUAAAAAUAUUUAAAUGCAUGAGUAAUUUAUAAGUUAAAUAGAAAUUAACAUAUUUAUGUCUUGGAAAAUAAAAAGUAUAUUAUGAUGCAUGUCAGUAAAUUUUAAACCAGUUAAAAAAUAUUUGUUUUUUUUUUUCAUUUUUAAUCAAUUGAACAAUUCUAACUUAUAAAUCAUAAAAUAAAUAAAUAUAUAAAAUAUGUUUUUACUUUUUUUUUUAUAUAACUUACAAUUUUUAUUAAAGGAUAGUUAUAUGAAGAAAUGAUAAUAUGAUUGUUUUCAAUUUAAAAAUAUAUUUUUUUUUUUUUUUUAAUUUUAAGUUAAUUUAAGUCUCCGUGCCUAAUUUAAAGGCUCUUUAGCAUUUAAGCUUAAUUUUUAAAAGGGCUUAUAAGCAUAGUAAAUAAAUGUAAACAAUGUAUGUUGUUGAAAGAAAAUAAAUAUUAGUUAUUGAAAAUUUACUUUUUAUUAACCAAACUAGAUUUUUAGGUAUUUAUGUUCAAAUAAUUACUACUGUCUUGACAUAAUUGACUCUAAAAUAAGAUAUAUUUUUUACCAACUGCUGUCACUUAAAUAGUAAUUUGAUGAUAGAUAACUAAAUAAG